Messenger RNA from Cladophialophora psammophila CBS 110553, 1440 nucleotides. RefSeq lists its product as uncharacterized. The transcript has a single exon. The coding region runs from base 1 to 1440 and encodes 479 amino acids. Lineage: Eukaryota; Fungi; Ascomycota; Eurotiomycetes; Chaetothyriales; Herpotrichiellaceae. The record is from RefSeq and is a predicted model, not a curated record.
AUGUCGACUUCGAGCGUUAAAGAAGGAUGCGAGGCAAGCAAUACCACUGGUGGUGGUCUAAGUACACGGGGAAUGAGCUGCCGGCGGAACACGUUUUCAGAACGGACGACCGCUGGUGCAGUCCAAGACAGUGAGAGUCAGGAGAUAAUAGCAGGGUUGGGACUGCCCUUUCUUGCAAGAGUCACUAAAGGCCGACUGAACGUUUCCGAGGCAUCGAUCCCUGCGCCCCAAAGUUCCGAUAUAUCGGCACCAGGACGAGUCUUCAUUCCGGCUCACCAACCUUCUGUCGCACAUCCUUCUGACCCACUUCACGACCAUUCCAAAGAGGAGGCAGAAAGGGAAAGAGGCAUGACUGAGGCGUCUGAGGCUCUCCUAGAGACUCAGAAACAGUUGGACUCUCAAGCCAUAACUGAGCCGGCCUUCGAUCCCCAAGGUCCUAAAGACAUUGCUCCCCCGGAAAUCGAAACACAGUCUAAAGCUGAAGAAGCAGGCCCGAGUGCUGCAGAAGCCAGUACAGACCCGUUGACGAAAUCGGAGAACAUACCCGAGCUGGUUGUGGACACUUCCUCUAAAGCCGAAUAUAUUGAGCCCUUCUCUAUCCCCGAAAUUAGAAUACACAGACCCAGCGGCACGGUCAUGGCUGCUUCACUUGGAACAACGGCUACGAGUGGUGCAAGCGAGUCACCCGCUCCUUUUCAGGCAGCAACGGAACAAAGUGCGACCACUACACCACUCAAUGCUGCGUCAAACCCUGUAGGGGCAGUGCCAGCACCUACCAGUGUCCUCGUCAACCCUACAACAGUCACAAAUGCAGUGCCCGUCAAUGCAGUGACUUCAGCUCUGCCACUUGCCCUAUCUGGCUUGCCAGUGGGAACCAAGAUGGGUAAAAGAAAGAGAGUCAUCCAGAGAGUCCGCCGGGUAGUUGUCAGGAAGCGCCUCCUCGCUAUCAUUCUAGGCCGAGACUUGGCCAAUGCGGUCCACCCUCAGCUCAACGCGGCCGGGAAAACCGUGCCUGACGGUCCAUUGCCUUUAGAUGGACCUAGUGACCUGUCCCACAGCUAUGCGAGAUGGAAGGAGUAUAAAAGAGAUAUCCAACAAAGACAGAUGGAUCAGAAGAUCGCGAGCGCCAGGCUCCAUGCGGAAGCGGAGGACAUCUAUAGGUGCUUGAAGUGUCGAGGACUGACGAGGACAAAAUAUUUGCGGAGAUAUCACCGCUUGCAGCUCCAGAGGGACAGCCCUACCAUGAACGUGAUGCAAAGACAUGCAACUAGCAGGGCUCGAGUCGCACUAUUCAAGUGCAAGUGUAAAGGCCGGUUACCUGGAGCUAAAGGCGGUAAGGAGGCGAGAGACCCUGCUGUACCUGCAGCAUCACGGCAUCUACAAGCUCCUGCCGCCAAUGAGCCUCCUUUGCUAGGGCCCAUGGGGAACACUGUGCGUUGA